This is a messenger RNA of Lecanosticta acicola, 1296 nucleotides long. The record is from the annotation of a GenBank genome assembly. NCBI's taxonomy places the organism in Eukaryota, Fungi, Ascomycota, Dothideomycetes, Mycosphaerellales, Mycosphaerellaceae.
AUGGCUCAAGACGCAGCGGACAAGACUACGAACGAGGCAGAUGACCCUCUAUCAGACCCCGAAGAGCGACGUGUACUGAGCGCUGCGCUGGACAGCUUUCGGUAGGUCCCUGAUUACAUGUUACCGUCCUCUCGUAGCCCCCGCUCUCACACCUCCUCUGCGUGCAGGCAAUAUCGCCGUGCCGCUCACUUCAACAUCACUCACUUGCGCCGGCAAUCAUUCUACGCCCUGCCGUAUGCUCAGAUUGACCUGCUUUCGCUCCCACCCUUCUCUCUGCCAAAGACAUUCGAGGCCGUAGACCGGGCUAUCGACUCCAAUGCAGACAUCGCCGAGGCUUUGCUCCACGUUGGCCUUCCAUCCUUUGGUCUCGAUCCAGACGAUGAAUCUUGGAAGAACCAAGCUACGCCAGGUGACCUCGACAAGGCUCGAUCAACAAUCCGUCAACUGUACCGUGAUUGGUCAGCGGAAGGUCUCCCCGAGCGAUAUGCUUCCUUCUCUCCCAUCCUGGGGGCUCUGGAGACACACCUCCCUUCCCAUCCCUCCCAGAGACACCGCUAUAACGUCCUCGUCCCCGGCGCCGGACUCGGGAGACUCGUCUUCGACAUUUGCGCUGCGGGAUACACCGUGGAAGGCAACGAGAUCUCCUACCACCAGCUGCUCGCGUCCAACUACAUCCUCAACUGCACUGCAAAAGCAGGCCAACACACCCUCUACCCCUGGGCGCUGAGUUUCAGCAAUCACAUUUCCCGCCCAAAUCAACUCCAAGCCGUCGCCAUCCCCGACGUCCACCCGGGCACAGCGCUCGAGACCUCGCAAGCGGAACUGCAAUCCGAAGUCCACUACAGCGACCGCAUGUCCAUGACCUCCGGCGACUUCUGCAUCCUGUACUGCAAACCGGAAUUCCAAGCCUCCUUCGCGGCAGUGGCGACUUGCUUCUUCAUCGACACCGCCCCCAACGUCCUCAGCUACAUCGAAACGAUCAGGCACUGUCUCCAGCCCGGCGGCCUGUGGAUCAACAUCGGUCCCUUGCUGUGGCACUUUGAAACCGCGCCGACGCCUGCUGAGCGGGACAAGCAACGGGGUAGGACCAGCCACAGCAACGAGAACGAAGGGAUCGGAGAGCCUGGAUCGUUUGAACUAUCCAACGAAGAAGUCGUUGCUCUGGUCACGCAUCGCGGAUUCGAGAUCAUUGAGCAGCAGCAAAUGCCCGCUGGAGCAACAGGGUAUAUUCAAGAUCCCGCGAGCAUGCUGCAGAAUGUGUAUCGCCCAAGCUUCUGGGUCGCCCGAAGGAAUUGA